Molecule: messenger RNA, 544 nt
Organism: Pterocles gutturalis (yellow-throated sandgrouse)
Lineage: Eukaryota; Metazoa; Chordata; Aves; Pterocliformes; Pteroclidae
Product: structural maintenance of chromosomes protein 2-like
Exons: 3
Source: RefSeq, a predicted model, not a curated record
GAAGUUGGUGGUACGCUCCGUGCACUGGAAGAUGCACUUUCAGAAGUUCAAAGAGUUAAUACUAGAGCACAAAGUGCCCUUGAUCUCAAGAAGCAAAACUUAAAAAGUGAACAGAAUAAGUACGAAGAACUGGUAAAAGGUAUGCAGGAGGAUUCUAAAGCAUUAGUGUUAAAGGAAAAAGAAAUAAAGAAGAUAGAGGAAGAACUAAGUGCUUUACAGGAAGCAAGUGAAAAAGAUGCAGAUGCUUUAGCUGCAGCACAACAGUAUUUUAAUGCUGUGUCUGCUGGCUUGUCCAGCAAUGACGAUGGGGAAGAAGCUACUCUUGCUGAGCAGAUGAUGGCCUGCAAAAAUGAAAUCAGCAAAGCAGUCACAGAGGCUAAACAGGCUCAAAUGAAGUUGAAUUAUGCACAACAAGAAUUAAAGACAAAAGAAGCUGAAGUUAAAAAGGUGGAUGCAGGCUACAAGAAAGACCAAGCAGCACUUGAAGCUCUCAGAAAAAUUAAAGAAAAACUGGAGAACCAAAUGAAGGAGCUAAACUAUGAAG